Messenger RNA from Penicillium salamii, 1080 nucleotides. NCBI's taxonomy places the organism in Eukaryota, Fungi, Ascomycota, Eurotiomycetes, Eurotiales, Aspergillaceae. The record is from the annotation of a GenBank genome assembly.
AUGAACCCAGCCAUGCCUCCCAUGGAUGUGGCCUCGUUCCAGCCUGAGUCAAUGCAAGCAUGGCUUUACUCUGGCACCUCCGGAGGUCUCGAGAAUAACCUGAACUUUAAUCCAUCUGCUCGUGCACCGCCUGCCCCGAAGGGCAACGAGGUUAUUGUGAAAGUCCUAUCUGCCGCCUUGAACCCAGUGGAUUACAAGUUCCCUGAAAUGGGCCUUGCAGCUCGUAUGCUCAUGACCAUGCCUGCGUCCCCGGGUAUGGACUUCUGCGGCCGUGUGGUGGCAACUGGGCCGCUUGCAAAGCAUUUCAAAGAAGACCAGCUGGUCCAUGGGUGUCCCGCACGACCAGUCCAGUUUGGCUCGCUUGGGGAGUAUCUCAUUAUAGGGGCAGACAGGAUUGGGCCUGUGCCGGACGGCGUCUCGGUCGAUCAUGCAGCAGCUCUCUCACUUGCCGGAUUGACUGCGUACCAAAGCUUAGAGGGACACGUGAAAGCCGGGGAGAAAGUCCUCAUUAAUGGAGCUUCUGGUGGAUGUGGAGUUUUUGCUGUUCAAAUUGCGAAGCAGCUGGGCUGUCACGUCACGACCAUAUGCUCCACUCGAAACGUUGAGUUGUGUUUGCGCAUGGGGGCAGACGAGGUGAUCGACUACACCGCGCAUAAAGACCUUGUUGCAAAACUACAAGAUCGAAAGGUGUCAUUUGAUUGUAUUGUUGAUAAUGUUGGCUUGCCUUCUGAAUUGUACUACCAGUCCCAUCAUUUCCUCAAAGAAGAUGGAGCAUUUGUGCAGGUCGGUGCGUCGACCCUGAUGACGUUCCUUGGAAGAAUGGGGUGGCCAUCUUUCCUUGGGGGUGGGCAAAGGAAAUUUGUGCCUGUGAUGACAAAAAUGGAUCACAGACAACUGGCACAGCUUGGAGAGUGGGUGUCUGAGGGCAAGAUUCAAAUCCAGCUCGACAGCGUCUUCGAGUUCCACGAGACACCCAAAGCCUUCGAAAGGCUUCGAUCAGGCCGUGCAAGAGGCAAGAUAGUCGUGCAUGUCAGUGAUCCCAACAACCAGAGCAUGGAAUCCUUCGGCAUUGGGCUUUGA